AUGUCUGACUCCCAGACCAAGGGCUCUACGUUGUCCACCGAAAGCACCGCAAACGGUGAGAACUCGAACCCGGUGUAUAAAGAUAUAACCAAAGAACAGAAUUCCACAAACUCUUUCGCUAAACUUGUCCCUGGGCAGACUAUAGUCGAGAUCCCAGAGUAUGAGUUAGAAUGCGGCGAAACAUUGAAAAAAUUCCCCGUUGCAUACAAGACGUGGGGAAGACUAAACAACGCUAAGGAUAACGUCUUGCUAAUCUGCCAUGCCUUGACCGGCUCCUCGGAUGUUCAAGAUUGGUGGGGACCUCUCUUGGGAACCAACAAGACGUUCGAUCCUCUGAGAUUUUUCAUUAUCUGCAUCAACUUUUUGGGCUCUCCCUAUGGAUCUUGUUCCCCUGUAACCAUUGACCGUUCCACGGGCAAACCAUACGGCCCAUCAUUUCCUUUGGUUACAGUAAAGGAUGACAUUGGCAUCCAAAAGCUCAUCUUGGACUCUCUUGACGUUAAGGGCAUUGCCUGUGUAAUUGGUGGAUCAAUGGGUGGAAUGAUCGCUUUAGAGUACUCGGCCACUUACCCAGAUACAUAUGUGAAGUCCAUCAUUGCAUUGGCAACACUGGCUAGAGCCUCUGCCUGGUGUAUUUCCUGGAACGAGACACAACGUCAAUGUAUUUUCAGCGAUCCAAAUUACGACGACGGCUACUAUUUUCAAAACCCCACUGGUGUCACACCAAAAUCUGGUCUUAGUGCAGCUAGAAUGGCUGCACUUUUAACUUAUAGAUCGAGAAAUUCAUUUGAAACGAGAUUUGGUAGAAACUUACCUUCUGUGCUGAACCCUCAACAAGCCUCUACAAAGAUCCCCAAUGAAACAAUCUGGUACCCUAAGACCAAAGAUGAAGAAAACUGGUUACUCCACAACGAGGGAAAGUCUGCACUCCAAAAGACUUCUAAUUCCUCGAAUGGAUCAAGCAAGCCCCAGACUUAUUUUACUGCUCAAUCGUACCUCCGUUACCAAGGAACCAAGUUUGUAAAUAGAUUUGAUGCCAAUUGUUAUAUUUCGAUCACUCGUAAACUCGACACUCACGAUAUCACGCGAGGCAGAAUAGAUCCAGAUACCGCCGUGGAUCCAUUGCCUGAGUUCUUGCAAGGACUCACGAAGCCUCACCUUGUGGUUGGUAUCCAAUCCGAUGGGCUCUUCACUUACUCAGAACAGCAACUCUUGGGCCAAUAUAUCCCUGACUCACAGUUGAAAAAGUUAGACUCACCCGAAGGUCAUGACGCCUUCUUGUUGGAAUUCGAGAUUAUCGAUAAAUAUUGCACCGAAUUCUUGCAAACCAAAUUGCCUGGGUACUACCAAGUCCCAGAAUCUGAAUUGUUUUUGGAUUGGGAAAAAUUUGUACAUGGAGUUGAUAACGGUGGUAACUCCGUAUUUGGGGAAGCCGAGCAAAAUAUCACUAAUUGGUAA
Messenger RNA from Dujonia railenensis, 1458 nucleotides. NCBI's taxonomy places the organism in Eukaryota, Fungi, Ascomycota, Pichiomycetes, Serinales, Debaryomycetaceae. The record is from the annotation of a GenBank genome assembly.